AUGCUUCUCAAGCAAACUACAAAUCAAACCACCGUGACUGAGUUCAUCCUUGUUGGAUUCAUGGACUACCCAGAGCUUCAGAUCCCCCUCUUCAUCUUCUUUCUGCUCAUCUAUCUCAUCACACUGGUGGGAAAUAUGGGGAUAAUCAUUCUAACAAAAAUUGAUGUUAGGCUUUACACCCCCAUGUACUUUUUUCUUAGAAAUCUCUCCACUGUAGAUGUUGGUUAUUCUACUGCCAUUGCCCCCAAAUUGUUGACAACAUUUGUGAUAGAACAUUCAACCAUUUCCUUCACAGGAUGCACCACACAAUUCUUCUUUUUUGUCAUCUUUCUGACCACUGAAACUUGCCUUCUGGCUGUGAUGGCGUAUGAUCGCUUCAUAGCAAUCUGCUACCCAUUGCGAUAUUUUGUUAUCAUGUCAAAGAAGCUUUGCACCCUCUUGGUUAUAACUGCCUAUGCUUGUGGCUUUAUAAAUUCAAUAGUACACACCAUAGUUAUUUUUAGCUUAAAUUUCUGCAACUCAAAAAUAAUUAAUCAUUUUUUCUGUGAUGCUCCUCCAAUGCUUCAAUUGUCCUGUUCAGAUACCCACUUUGCUCGCUUUGUGCAUUUUAUUUUAUCCACUGCAAUUGGAAUGACAACUUUUCUGACUGUUUUGAUUUCUUACAUUGCCAUUGUUAUUGCCAUCCUGAAGAUCAGCUCUUCCCAGGGAAGAUACAAAGCCUUUUCCACCUGCACCUCCCAUCUGAUCACUGUGACCAUUUACUUUGGAACCGUCAUCUUCAUGUACAUAGGACCUGGCUCCAGUUUCUCAUUGGAUAAAGACAAAAUCAUAUCUGUCUUUUAUACUCUUGUCAUCUCCUCUCUUAAUCCAUUGAUCUAUAGUUUGAGGAACAAGGAGGUGAAGGAUGUGAUUACCAGAAUGCUAAACAAGGUAACAUUCCUGAAGUAA
Molecule: messenger RNA, 948 nt
Organism: Protobothrops mucrosquamatus (brown spotted pit viper)
Lineage: Eukaryota; Metazoa; Chordata; Lepidosauria; Squamata; Viperidae
Product: olfactory receptor 1019-like
Exons: 2
Coding region: 1-948 (315 amino acids)
Biological process (GO): G protein-coupled receptor signaling pathway; sensory perception of smell
Cellular component (GO): membrane
Molecular function (GO): odorant binding; olfactory receptor activity; G protein-coupled receptor activity
Source: RefSeq, a predicted model, not a curated record